Schistosoma haematobium is the source of this 8378-nucleotide messenger RNA. RefSeq names its product Endonuclease/exonuclease/phosphatase domain-containing protein 1. The coding region runs from base 4496 to 5353 and encodes 285 amino acids. Lineage: Eukaryota; Metazoa; Platyhelminthes; Trematoda; Strigeidida; Schistosomatidae. The record is from RefSeq and is a predicted model, not a curated record. The transcript has 5 exons.
CUUUAGCUCUCUCGACAAAGUAACUCUGCUUGGAUAUUGAAACGAUACCAACUUUUGAAGAGUCAAGGACGAUGUCUUGUUUUUGUAUUGUAUGUCUCCUCUUUAAGUUAGUAAAACAAUGAAGUAAUAUUUUUCAACAUAGUGACGUAUAUAACUAACAUCAAUGUAAUAAGUUUUGUUUAAACAGGAAAAUGGUGUUAUGAGACCUGAGGGAGUGUACUUGUAUUGACGAGAAAAGGGAAGUAAUAUGGAAGAUGGGAAUAAACCAAAAAUACCACGGCGAAGCAGUAUUUUUCCUUUCGUCUGUUAUUUUCACCUGACUGCGGCUGGAUUCCAGAUGUCUGUUUCCCUUCCUCGUUAUGUUUGUCAUUGAUUACGGGUGUAUUUUCUCUUUAACAUACAUAUUUUCUCCCAAUUCCAGACUGAAUUACUCUAACAAACAUCUCAUUGUCUGUGAACAUCAUUUCAGUAAGUGUUCAGCAACAUGACGGGUUGACCACUCUAUGAAACUAAAAGCAGUGAUUCAUCGUAAUCAAUAAGACAUGGUAUUCGACGCUACUCAACCUCAAACGUCUGCUGUAGAUAAGUCUCCGUCGGGAGAAUUCCAAGGCUGGAGAAUAUAAGGUAUCCGUAGUCACGAAAUGUCAGAAAUACAGUUUUCCCACUCAUUCGGAUUUAACAAAAACUAUAUUUAUUAUUAGUUUUCUACCUAAUGCUCAAUUUAUUUGAAACUUUCAAGUCCAACCUUGGCACUGAAUAGUGGCAAGUUUAGAUAUAUUUUAUUCCCAUCUGGGGUUAGCCUUUAAGUCAGAUUGUCAGAAAAUUCAAAAUCCUGGUGGCUCACAUAAAUACCCCUGUUUUGGUCUUUUAGGUCGUCUUUUCAAAUAAUCAACUUUCCUUUAUUUUCCUGACAAAAGUCAAACUUGUAUCAUGAUCAUGUGGUUUUAAUACUUACAGUAGCUGGGAGAGGAUCUUGAAACACGUUAAUCAUAAAGUUACUUCCUUAUUUCGUGUGCGGCUUAUAAGUUUUAGUGUCAGUUGGAUUAUACUGGGUCAACAUCUGGUCAGUAAUCACGCUGCCUGAUUUUACAAAACCAGUAACUGCUUAGUGUGUGGUAUGACAACAAUGAUGUGUGGCUCGUAUUUGGUGGGGGUAGCCGAUUGCUUAGUUAGUUCUCAUAAGCUGUUUGCUUUCAAAUGUAUAGUGAGGGGUUAUGUUUCGUAAGUACAUUAUAAGGCAAUAAUUUAAAGUAUCCAGAUGAGUUUCAUCUGAGUCAUUCAGUUUUCAAAUGUUAGUUUUCCAAUUAAUUGUGGCUAAGGGAUGAAUUUAAUGCCUGUCAAACUGAUUUGGAUUGAGCUCUUAAUAUUCUGAUUUUAUCUAACGCAGUUCAUUAGUAUGCAAAUCAAAGUUGGGUUCCAACUUGUAAAAUUAAUUGAUUAUAUUGGCUUUGUCUCGACUGUGGGUAAUUUCAUCCAUUUUUAUUUAUUUAAUUCUAAAAUCUGGUACAAAUGGACAAAAUCAAGGUGGGAUUGUGAAGAAAUAAGCGAGGGAAAGGGAGCACAAUCAAAUAAGUAAAUAAAAAGCAUAGUAUGUAGGAGUUACUGCUGAGUUAAAAACACAACCAAGAAAAUUUUUUCAGUCAAACGUUCUUAUUUUGGAGAAUUUAAGAUAAAACUACUAUAGUUUCUACGAGCUUCCAUUCUGAGCUAUGUCUGAUAGCGUUGUGCCAGCUAGUGCUCAACCAAUAUAGAUCGACACUGACCUCACCGGCGCGUUGUAAACUCGAACUUUUACAACCAGAAUAACAUGAUGAUGACACGAAAGAUGGCCUAGAUUGAGAUGUAGGGCUCUGGCUUGGAUAAUGCAUGGACUAAUUUCAUUUGUCACUUAAACAUCAGUACAAAAUGACGUAGAUGCACUGGCUUUUUAGUCGCUUCCAAAAGCUCAUCACAAAGAAUGAGUGCAUAAAAUUGUAUAAUCUUUGGAGUACACUGCGUUUGGAAAUUACAUAGUACAUGCCGUACCUACAGACACUAAAAAUUCAUUAAGCAUAUUUUGGGUUCAUUGUAUAUCACCAUACAGCAAAGCGAUUCCAUGUACAUAUUUGGGGUUGGAAAGUCCAGGUAUCAGAUGCACCACCACUGAGUACUUCCUUCAGAGCUGUUUUUCAAGAUGUCAGUGACAAAUCCUUUUAGAGCAAUACAUUCAGGAGAUGUUUGUCGUUACUCUGAUCAAGUCAUUUGUGCAAAAAGCCUUAAUAAAAAAACUCGUACGCGUACACUUUUUAAGCGGAUGAUCUGGGGCUUCAGUUUUGUCCAUUGAGUCAAAGGUAGCCCCGAGCUGAACUAAAACAGUGAUUGUUGAACUCCAGUAAGUGGUGUCUCAGGCUUUUGAGGGAGGAACACGAUUAAUAUAUUCACGACACAAGCAAAAAAUGGGCAUGUAAAUGGCGAGUCAGUUUUUCACAAUCUUUGCAUAGUUUGUGGAGUUUGACGUAAUCAAAUAUUGUGAACGCAGUCGAAAAUGAAAUCAUCACCCGGAAGUUUUUGGAAAGAACGUAGGGCUUUUUUAAAGAUGGGGACGACAUCGCCUUAUUUUAGGAUGUUAGAACACUAGUUCCCAAACCUUUCCAAGCAACCUAACCAUUUUUUAUGACUAGAGGUUUACCAUCUUCCUUUAAAAUAGCCGGGAAUACGUCAUCUGAACCCGGCGACUUGUAGUGCUUUACAAACUAGAGCUCCUUGGUGAUCGCUUCAUUAGGUGUAUCAGUAGUCGCGAACCUUGGAGAAUAGAACGGUCUUUUUGACAUUGUUUGAGCAACAGACCAACUCAGUUGUUGCUCAAAAACAGGUCAUCAUCCAAGAUGCCUUUAGAUGCUAAUAAAUGGUGUGCCAUCGACUACACAGAGCGUUCCACUUAGACCAGAAUUGUUGCCGGUGGGCUCGGCCGUGUUGAAAUGGCUUCUGGUAGUUAUCAGAUUCAGCUUUCACUUCCGACGUGUUAGGACGCUUCGACUACUGAGUUACUUGAUCCGUACACAAAUUUUGGAAGAUUUCUUGAAGUGGAAAUCUAAUUGUAUCAUCAAACGUUUUGCGGGAGUAGGCUGGGGUACCUCAAGGCAUAAAGGCUAGUCUUCCGACAUAUACUGUGCUUGGUGUUUUGUAAGUGAAAAAUAUUCCGAAUAUUCAAUACAUAAUGUGUUCAAACUAGAUAUAAUAACCUUGAUGCUAUCAAAUAUGAAUCAAAGUAGAAACCAGUAUUGAUCAUACUGUAGUUUACUAUUAACGUAUAAACUUUGGCAAGACCAUCUGAUAUAUAUUUCAUGGUUGUAUUGUGUGAACUGUAUCCUUUUAUAUAUAUCCUUGUUUCCUAUUUCAUACCAUAUAAUCUUCCCUCUUUUUUAACGUUAUUUCAAUGGUCACUUUCCCUUGUUUAUAGAGCACCUCAGAUACAAGACUAGGGGCUUAUAAUUAUUAUCGUACUUCCAAUUUAUUUAUUAUUAAGAGGAAAGCAUUAAACAGUAGAAUUUUCUGUACUCUACCGUUGGUCACACUUAUUGAAGUUGAGGUACAUCAGUUGCCUUCUAAUAUUAAAUAAAAUAAAUGAGAAUUCAAACUAGUUAAUUAAAAAUAGAAAGUUGAGUACUUAAAGAACCAAGCUACAGUUACAACCUCUAGUAACACUAAACCAAAGAGUGUGCAGUUACAGAAUAAAUUAGUUUAGCGUUAAUGUAAAGCUUGAAUCCUUUAUACCUAUGUUAUCGCUUUUUGUCUUAGUGUAAGUUGUGACAAUAAGGUCUGUUGUUAGGAGCUAAAUAUAAUUCAGCAUUAUUCUUAAGUUUUUAGGACUGCUCAUGGAUCAAUGUGUACAGUAGGUAAAUGGAUUCAGACGUAUAAGGUGGAGAGACGGAUGUUUAUUCGUUCAGCUUUCCAUAUGGGCAGAAAUUUAGACUUUCAGCAACUAAUUUGCUUUCCGGUUCUGUGGAAGUUUUGAAACGAUGCUAUAAGCACGGUUAUUGGGAUUAAUACAGUGUACUGAGUUCUCUGUGGGAAUUACCGCGAUUAUUUUUGUCCCAUUAAUAACUUCUUAUUUUUGUUUAAUAAGAUUCCCUCUAGUUUACCUGUUUCUCUUUAUAAAGUUCGUUAGGAAGCAGGAAACAUUGAAGUUAGUUAAUUUUCUACAUGAAACUUAUUUCUCUGUUGACUUCAGUGAUUAGUGAAAUUCAUCCGUUAAGGUUGAGGAGAGCACAACAAAUCAUGUCUUCUGCUUGUCUAUAUUUCUUGAUUGUUUAGUCUAUUGAGAACCACUAGUCACUAGCUCAAAGUGUGGUUAGCAUACUCUGCAUUGUUUGCUAUAUUUUAGUGCUUUUGGCGAUGUUUCAAAAACAGGCUUACAGAGAAAAAUGCUGAAAUUCUUAAAAAAAUCCUGUAUUAUAUCAGUAGUGCAGAUAAUCAAACUAAUGAACAGCUCAACUACGUAAUUCAGGAAAUAUACAUGGUGAUAUCGAAUGAAUAUACGGAUAGUACUAUUUUUCUUGAAAAGCUGAAAAGCAUUAUAAUAAAGGGCAAACAAUUGCAUAAAUCCAGUCAUGAUAUUAAGAUCAAUAAUCAACAUUCGAAUACUACAAAAGGACAUAGGAAGUCGGAGAAUUGUUCUAUGCAAUCGUUUCCUCAGUCAGUAAAUAAUUAUAGUUCUCAAUUUUCAGAAUACAGAACUGAUGAGAAAAAUUAUGACUUUUCUCACUCCCAACUUCAGUUAGUUUUGAGAAUGGAAGGCAUCCGUGAUUGGCUCCAUUUAAUUGCUUCAUGUGGUCUAUUAAAUGAACUUGAUCCACCACUUCCACGUAUUUCUUCUAUAGAAAGGCAUAUACGGAUCGGAUCUUGGAACCUUAACCGCUUCGAUUUAAGUAAAGCUAAACAUCCAGGAUUCAUGGAAGUUGUUUGCCUGACCAUUUUACGAAUGAACGUCUCAUUAAUAUUGCUUCAAGAAGUCUCAGACCCUUUAGUUGCUGAUUAUCUGUGCAAUGAGCUAAAUUAUCCAUCUCUUCCCCACGUAAAACGAUGGGUUGAAAAAUUUCCUCUGUCUACUCCCCCGUACUGGAAAGCGUCAUGUUCGAUCCAACCAACUGGUUCCAUGUUCCGUGCAAAAGAGUAUGCCGUUUUUCUAUAUAAUUCUCGAUGUGGUAUUCGGAUUUCUCGGACAAGUUUAUUGGAAAAGUCUUCGAACUCAUUACCUGUUUCAAGAAAGUCGUUUACACGCAGUCCAUGUGGAGUCUCCUGCCAUGUAUGUAACAAAAGGUGUUUAAAAGCAGAUGCUAGUUUGGAAAAAUUUCCUUUGUUCAAUUUAAUAUGAAACCAUGUGCCAUGAUUUUGGCUGACCUGAUUAAACUUAGUGAUUUACAAAUAUUUAAUUCUUCUCGUAGGCUCACUUUCCAGUACUGAAUUGCUUAUUUUUUCCAGCGUUUUAUUUUUGGUUUUUCUUAACCGUAUCGCCUGUGAUAUGCUAUACCUUUGUCUGUGUAAUUUCAUCUACUUUUCUUCUAUUCAACUACUUAUCACUUUAAUGUUUUACAUAGUUUCUAAGUUAUUACUGAGUAAUCUAUUUCGUCAUAAACUUGAGAAGUGUAUGUACGUAAUAUUCGAGAAACUUGAUUACAUCAUCAGCCCUUAUACAACAGAUGUUACCCAUAUCUCUUAGGAUACAUGUGUAUAUGUUUAUGAAGUGGCAUUUAUUUUUGUUCAUCAAUGAGCUAGUGAGGAUCAAAGGCAGUUAUUAUAUUAUUUUGAUAUGAUUAUUACACGUAGAGUCUUACUCUUGAAAUGUGUUGGGACAUCGUCACUCAUUUUGUAAAUAUCUACAACGCUACCAUCUGGACAUCAACCGCUAUGUACAUGGAUUGUUUUAAUUUACUUUCAGAUUCAACAUAUUAACUUAGUUCUCAUUUCAGUACAUUUGAAGGCAAGUGGAUUAAGAAAUAGUCAAAUUGGCAGGACUAUCUCAGAAAUUGAAUCUCUUGGCUAUCUUGUUCAAGCUUUUUAUGAAACACAACCUAGGGGAACAUAUCUCAUUAUAGCUGGUGAUUUCAACCUCUUCCCAACACAUGAAGGUUAGUUUAGAUCCAUAGUAAAUAGGAACUAUGUAACUGAUUAAAUCUCUCUGAAUAGACUUAGAAGUAAAUCAUAUGUAUUUUGUUAUGCGAAUUUUUCUACGUGAAGUAACUAGUGAAAGUUUUUCACAAUCUAACCGCGGAAUUUUAGUGAGACUGGCAAUUGUAAGCAAUUUAUUCUAUUUACGGACACUUUGCUUCACAUAAAAUGUAUUGCUAUGCAGAUGUUUGGGAAGUUAUUUGUUAAUACGUGGAUCUACAUAAAACAAUAUCCAUCUAAAAAACUCAGAAAAAAACCUAAAAUUCGCUUGUAACGCUGGUAUUCAUAGUCUUCAAUUUAAUCGUAGUCUACUGUUGCGAAACGAUAGUGGUCAAACUACUAAUAAGUUUUGUGACAGUAUCGAGAUAUACAGGUAGGUUCUGAACUUUUCUUACAGCUUUUCCGUGAAUGUGCGUUACAGCUAGAAAUGACCCGUCUCUUACAAGUUCUCUUGUAUUACACUUAACUAGCUUCGUCAAUAAGGUGAGGUUAUUUACAUGUUGUAAAGAAAUGCAACACCUAUUCACUUUCUAGUUUGUGUCCACCUAUUUUGUGAUAAUAAAUGAUUUUACUGGGUCGCAUAAACCUCAUAUAAAACAGAAUUUGAACACAACCCGAGCAGUUGAAAAUGAUAAUACUGAAUAACUGAAACAAACCAGAUAUCUGGCGGUUGAUUUUCUUACUAAAACUUUCUUAGCAAGUACUUGUCGUCUUCAUUCAAAUAAAUAAAUUACGCUAUUUCCACGAAGUAAAUUGUUAGCAUAACGUUUUUAAACUUACUCUCGAGAGAUCACAUUUUACAGGGAAGAUAUUUUCUCACAUUUCCAGGAAACCAAGAACUCCAUGUUUAACUGAGAUAUAAUGAAAAUCAUAUCUGUUUCUGUAUUCUUAGGAACGACUAGUCUUAGUGCAAAAUAGAGUGUAGUGAAAUUUCAGGAACAAAGUCAAGUAGUCAAAAGUUAUGUAACAUUCUAGUAAAAAAUACCAUUCAGUCACUUUCUGAAGGAUUAGAUUUAACCAACUAAAUGUAUUGUAUCGAUUUAGUAAUGGACACUAAUACAGUAAGAAUUUUUAUCAAUUAAACCAAGUUACUUGCACGCGUCAUAUGCAAACGUGGAGAGAUACAAAGUUUAAAGAAGAAUGUAGAGUUUCCACGGUUAUUGAAGUAAAUGUCAUUAUAGAUGUUGUCUAAAGAAUUCGCUGCUGAAAGACAUCCCUGGAGGUUUAAGGCUCUCACGACUGAUUUGUAAGCUACAUUAUUUACGAUAAUUAACGCUUUGACAGGAAUAAAUUCACAAGAACUCUCUCAACACAACCUGAAUAUAUUCAUCAUUGCACGAGCCUCUAUCUGAAUAAUUCCAGCAACAGUUCAAAGUUAGUUUCAUAAUACCUACCUUAAGUAGAAAUUUUGGUUCUGUUGUAUUUACAAAUGAAUUAGUUUUAGCAGUAAUUAUUGUGUUAGAGAAGCACAGUGUUUAUUACAACCACGUUUUAUGUGUAUUUUCGUUUUAUUGACUAGUAUUAUUUUUGAUAAAAAGAUUUUCCAAACUGUUAUCGAUUCAUCCUUCCCACAUUAUUGGAGGCAAUACUUUGAUAAUUUCCCAAUUAAAUAAACAUAAUUGGAUCAAUUAAUCUUUUAUGCCAGUUAGAUGCAAGCACUCAGAUACUCCUGAGCCGUUAUGAAUUUGUAUUUAGUACACUUAUAGGUUCAUUAUUUACUUUCGCUUGUACAUAAGUUGACCAUUACGCAAAUAAUUUCCAUAAUUUUAAUUAAAGCUCUCAUCAUUGUUAAUUUAGAUUCGAUAUAUUUAUUGCCUCGUUAUGCUGAUUAUCUCUACUUGUUUAUUUAAAAGUUUAUCGGGUAUUACGUGAACGUGGUUUAUGGCCGGUACUCAAAGGUGAACAACAAACUACCAUGAAUUAUUCUAAAUCCAGAUCUAACCAUUUUAGAGCAUAUGACAAUGCAUGGCUUUCUGCUAACCUCUCUUUGACUUCUGAAUCCACUAUUCGUUGGACUGGUGAUUCUGGUGUCAUAUUAAAAGGGCUCAGACAUCCUUUAAUUCCGGAGGAAACAGGAAGUGGUGCAAAUGGUCUUGUUAGUGAUCAUGCUCCCAUAUGGUUUGAUAUUCACUUAACGUAACAAUAACCUGUAUUUAUGUAUAAUUUUUAUUAACGAACUUAUGAUAACGUUGUACAUAUGUACUUAAUAAUAAAGAGCAUUUAUUUUGAUA